AUGGGAUCCGACCACAGUAGAGUUAGGCCAGUGCUCAAGCCCGGGGACGAGUACCGGGGUUGGGCACUGCUGCUAGUGAUUGUCCGUGCUCCUUCUGGAUUUGUUCUGGUAGCUCACAGAUGGGCAUUUUCCUUUUUUCCAAUUGUAGCUUCAGAUGUUGGCGUCACUGGCCGAAUCCCUAGCGCUAGUGAGCAAGCAACCGGUAAAGAAAAAUUUGAACAUGACGCUAUGAUGACUGGUAACACUGAUCCCUUUGAUAUGAGCUUUCACGAAGGUCCAUGGGGAACUGCAGUAAACCCACGCGGGGUCCCUUCUCAUUUCGAUGAAAGGAUAUUGGGUUGCGUUUGUGAGCCGGAAGCAACUCAAAUUAUCUAUAUGACUUUAAAGAAAGGUAAUCCACAGCAAUGUGAUUGUGGCCAUUGGUGGAAAUUGGUUGAGGCAAAGUAAUGCAAAGGAAGAAAAUAGAUCAAUUCAUUUAAAUGCAUUCAUUUAUAUGAUUGCUAUAGUUUUAUGCAGGCUACAUUCUAUUAUAUGAAGCUUUAACCAACCUGCUUGAAAGUGAUUAUCCGUCAAAUGCUGAAAACUUGUAACAGUUUUAAAAAAACAUUGAAUAGCUUUAUUGUAAGUUUAGGUUGUGGUGUUUUGACGUUGUUACAUUUGUAAUCUGCAAACCUAUGGAUUACAAACUGCUGUAAUUUAUAAGAAUUAGCUAACUUGCGCCAUUAUAAAUAAAAAAGAAAAUCUGUUAAGUCUG
Messenger RNA from Trichoplax adhaerens, 754 nucleotides. RefSeq lists its product as hypothetical. Bases 1 to 447 code for a protein of 148 amino acids. The transcript has 4 exons. The record is from RefSeq and is a predicted model, not a curated record. Gene Ontology annotation, cellular component: mitochondrial envelope. Lineage: Eukaryota; Metazoa; Placozoa; Uniplacotomia; Trichoplacea; Trichoplacidae. Gene Ontology annotation, biological process: mitochondrial electron transport, cytochrome c to oxygen.